Molecule: messenger RNA, 3861 nt
Organism: Klebsormidium nitens
Lineage: Eukaryota; Viridiplantae; Streptophyta; Klebsormidiophyceae; Klebsormidiales; Klebsormidiaceae
Source: the annotation of a GenBank genome assembly
AUGGAGUCCCAAGCUAGUCUUCAGCAUUUCAGCAGUGUGUUGGCCCACAUAGAGCAAGGUACUGUCGAGAGCAUCACGUCUGGUGAGAUUAGGGUUGACAUUGAGACUUGCAAGGAGCGUUUUGCUGUCAGGUGUUUGACGUGCUUGCAUCAGGUUUGGGUGAAGAGCAAGGGGGGUGCAGGGUUGCUGAUGCUCAAGUUCCGCAAAGGCGAUCGUGGUGCUUCGAUGGGGUACCUCAUCAGCGCUGAGAUUCCAAAGUCGAAGCAAUGCAAGCAGAUUGUGUGCUUGAGCUGCGUCCACAAACUGCUCGGCGUGGUGACGGAGAGCACUGAUGGUCUGUUGGUCACGUUGAGCAAACGAAAGGAUGGCGGACAAGACACGGCCGUCUUGCGGCGUGAGACGCGAAGAAGUCCUUGGAGCCAGGCCCUCGAGCUCACGGACGAUCUGCUGAGCUUCCUCUGUCGAGAGAAUGCGAGAACGAUGCCAGUGCAGAGGCUAGUUGCCAUGGCGGCCUCCCAAAUUGGCAGGCGAGGGAUGGCAAAAGGGGUGCGGCCAAGGGCGAAAGGCGCUGCGGAAGAAACGAACACCGAGGAGGGGUCGGCGCUGGGCAUCAAGGCUCAGGGGGUGCGCUACCUCGAAAUGAUGGCGUCCCCCGAGGGAUUGGCCCGUGUCUACCUACCGACGGAAUCGGCAUCACCUCCGCUUAGGCUCUACAUGAGUGCUUGGGAUCACAACGGAAAGGGCCGACCAAAGGAGUUGGGGAAGCCAUCGAAGACCCACGCGCUUCCAGAGACCGUCUGGUGGAGCACGCUCGGCGAGCUCUGCUGCACCUGCGAUCAUAGAGGUCGGCUCAUGGAGAACGCGCCUUGCGUUCACAAGCUAGCGAUGGCGGCCAUCAGCGAAAGUUGGGCCCCGACGGCGGAGCCGCCUACUCACGAGUCGUUCGGCAGGGGGGCGAGGGUCGAACGGAUCGGAGUGGACGCGACGGGGAGCUACUUUGCCGUGGCCGAGAACCUCCAAGGGGCUCCGGGCCCGAAGAGGCGCAUGCUGUUUCGGAGCAGCAAGGGCGCGUGGUAUUGUGAGGGCAAGCGGGACGGCUGCCCAAGCCUCGUGGAUUGCUCCCACGUCUUGGCGGCAAAGAAGGCUCUGAGGUCGGAUGAAGGAGACGUUUCCAUGGCCGACCAGCUGAUCCUGAGGCUCUCGGAGCCCCUGUCGAGAGCCGCGAUGGACUGGCUCAAGGCAUGGAACGGGUCCAAGUUGCCGGAGAUUGGAGGGGUGCCCACGGCAGGUCCCUCCUCGCAAGGGGGGGGUGAUGCGGGGCUAUCGGAGGAGGAGCGGUACCUCGUUGAGUUGCUCGAGAAGCGGCCCCACGAGCCGGCAAAGUGCGCCGGCGACUCGUGCUUCUGUCAACAGCACGAUCGGCUGUUUGGAGAGGCCGUCGCACACGUUUUUGAUGAUUGGGGGAGCAAGGGGGGCGACCGUGGAAGGGAGGGGGGGUUGGUUGAGGAGCAGCCCCCUCGCAAACGGGCGAGGCGGAACAAGACCUUUUGGGAGGCGCACAAAGAGGGCUCGCAGCCAGCAACAAGAGUAGGGUGGGACGCUCGGCCGCCAACGGAAGCAAGGGGGAAGGAGGCGAUCCGGGGUUGGAUCGACGCGUGCACGAGCUGCUCGAUGGCCUCCCUGGCAUCCGCGGGCGGUCGAUGCGAGCACGGAGAGGCUUCGCGGGUUCGCGCCCCCGUCAUGCUUCUGACAACGGAGGCCGUUCAAGUCUUGAGGCCCAAGCUGGCGCGACUGAGCGACGCGCAUGCCGUUCACGAUCCGCUCGUGACUUCGCUCAACCGCCCUGUUCCCGUGAGCAAGCUGAGGGAUUGCCACUUUGCGGAGCUGUCAGAGAAGGGCCUGUUGAGCGCGCCCUGCCCUUUGGGCCCCCCAGCGUGUGGCGGUUCGUGGGUCGAGCAGUGGGUCGAAGCGGCCGUCACGGCCUCGCAAUGGAGCCAACAAGUGCGGGUGCGAGUGUACCAUUGUCAGUGCCUCAACGCGGCGCACGCGAUCCACUUCGAUGGCGAGCAUUUGGGGCUCUUCACGUGGAACCGCAGGACGAUCUUCGUCCAAGAGAGCUUGCAACUGCUCUUGCGGGGCAUGCAGCACGGCCAUUCCUUCAAGGCCGAGCUAGCAACUCAUCAAGCGGCCUUCCAACGGUCGCCGGAAGUGGCCGUCUUGAGCGAGGAGACGUGGCGGAGGGCGAGCCUCGACUUCUUCAAGCUGGUCGGGCUCGGGCUACGAGACUGCUGCUCGCUAUGCGGGCCCCAUCCCAAGGUGCUGCUUUGCGACGGCAUCGUGGGGUUGGCGAGCACCGACGGCGCGCAAAAGCCUGGGGGGCUUGGCAGCUCCUCCCUCGACGCGCAACGUACGUUCUGCCACCCGAGCCGAGAGUCGAGCGGAACGCUCCUCGAGAAGAGCUCGAUUUCGGGGCGCGACUAUUGCGGAGCCGGCCUCGAGGGCGGCGGCAUGAAGCGCAAGCUUUUAUUGCAACCGGAGCUACGAGAGGCGAUCGCGCGCCUCUCUCAGCACCGCCCUAAGGAUGAAAAGGUAGGGGAACGGCUUUCGAAGGCGGAGUUUGAGGCGCUCCUGGACGGGCUCGCUCACGAGGACCCUCGAAUCGUGAAGCGAUUUGGGCCUGGUGAGGAUGAAGGGCCGCUUCCGGAAGACGGCAGGAGGCGCCUCCUCGUUGAGCAGCGGACCAUGGUGCGGGACCGCAACCUGGCCGUCUUCGAGUUGCUGACGAGCAUCCAAGCCGACUUUGCGAGACGGGGAUUGAGCCCAAACGUCUGGGAGCACUGGGUUGGCGAGUGGACCGAGCUCCUCUACUCCCUCGGCGCGCACGAUUCGGACGAGGACCUGAUCGGAGUUGCCACGCUGCACGUGGUCCGGAAGCUCUUGCUGGGCGGCGAGGCCUCUCUCGAGGACCGCCGCGAGUUGGGACGAGAGGCGCCCGUCUUGCGGCGGCUCCUGGACUCGUACGGAGGGCUCACGUUUCCCGCGUUCUUCAUGCGCACCCUCCAUCACCUGUACAUGCUCGCGCUCCUUGCUAGGGGAGCAACGGGGUUCGAGGUGAAUGGGCGGCGAGGCUGGGUGCACAAGGCGAUCGACUCGUUCGAAAGAGCGGUCGUCCUUCUUGCGGAGGCCCGAAGGCGCCCCCUGAGCAUCGAGGAGCGCCGACGGCUGGACGAGGCGCGAGGGUUGGCAAACGAGCUGCUCCCAGGGAUCGAGAGAUUGGAGCCGAGCGCGGAGCAAUGGGAGGCCAUGAGCGAUCACGAGCGCUCACUUUUAAGAGAGAGGUUGGGACGAGACGAGGAGGGGGCCGGGCUGCAUCCGCUUCCGUCAGAGCAUAGCUUCCGUGCCGAGCAGGACGCCUUGGCGUGCUACACCCUUCCCGGUUGGGAGCAGAAGCGGGGCUUGACGCACUACUCAAGCUUUGAGCAUCCGGACGGCCGGAGCAGAAGCUCGGAAGAGUUCAAAUGCGCUACGGGAAAGUCGGUGACCGAAUGGGACGCCGAGAACGUACUCGGGCUUGUCAAGGCCGCCGGAAAGCUCUCGGGGAAGAAGGGAAACGCCAGCAAGCGGCCGAAUAGAAGUCGGGGGGUCUUUGUGUUUUGUUGCCCCCACAGAUUGAGCUACGGGUUCCACACGAUGCUGCGUGGGGAGAGCCCAAGGGACGUGUUUGCCGUGCUGUACACGCGGCUGAGACGCGAGGACCUGCCCGAGAUCCUUGUGUACGACAACGCGUGUGCGCGUCGAAAUUAUUGCAUGCGCAGGGCCCCGGGGUACUUUGCCAACGUUAGAUUUAGUGUCGACAGGUGA